Messenger RNA from Rhipicephalus microplus (southern cattle tick), 3013 nucleotides. It is a transcript of the gene Tbh, whose product is annotated as Tyramine beta hydroxylase. Gene Ontology annotation, molecular function: copper ion binding; dopamine beta-monooxygenase activity. The record is from RefSeq and is a predicted model, not a curated record. NCBI's taxonomy places the organism in Eukaryota, Metazoa, Arthropoda, Arachnida, Ixodida, Ixodidae. Gene Ontology annotation, biological process: octopamine biosynthetic process; dopamine catabolic process; norepinephrine biosynthetic process. Gene Ontology annotation, cellular component: secretory granule membrane.
CAUUAAUCGCUGCACUCUCUAUCGCCUCAUAUACAACCGCUUUGCACGACUCAGUGUCAAUCGACGCGGUGUGCUUCCCUUCACAAGCUUUCUGCACACCUAUCUGGGCAGCCUGACCCAUGGGCUCAGCUGUUCGGCCGUGAGAGACAGCGGGCGCAUUCGCUCGCUCUGGACGAGCCGCUACGAACGUCGACAACGCUAGUAAAACUCCGAGGCCAAGCGUGAAGAGAAACUUCAACUUUCACAACGACCACUGGGACGACUUACUUGCUACAAGGUACAUCCUGCGCGAAUAUAAUGGCUUCGGCUCUGAGGCGACCAGUCAGCCUCGCACUGCGGGUGCUCCCCCGUUGGAUGUCAUGGCUGGUGGUCGCUUGCGCUGUGGCAGCGAAAGCGGCCCGAUAUUUCGAUUUGGUGCUCGACCCCGAGUCUCGGUUCCGGCUUUACUGGACGGUCGACUACGAAGCCGAAUCGCUGACAGCGGAGCUCAAGCUUGACCUGCCCUCCGACGACUGGUUCACCAUCGGCUUCUCUGAUCGUGGAGACAUCACUCUCGCAGACGUCUGCGUGCUCUGGGCAGAUCCUCAUGGACGGCCACACCUGGAGGAUGGCUGGACGGACGACGCUGGCUAUGUCACUGUCGAUGAGCAGAAUGACUGCAUAUUGGGCAGCCUCAAACGCAAGGGUUCCACACUGAGGUUUCUGUUUACUCGAAAGUUCGACACCUGCGACAGCCACGACUACGUCAUCGAGGAUGGCACAGUGCACCUGGUCUAUGCGACGGGCAAAGGACCGCUGCGUCGCCUGGAGGGUCUGCGGCUCACUCGAACGCAGCACGGCUUUCAGAGGGCCCAGCUCCUGAAAGUCAUGGAAGACCCGCCGCCAUUUCCAUCCGACACCAAGUUUGCGAAUUUCCUCAAUGACAAGGUAAAAGUUCCAGACCAAGAAACGACGUACUGGUGCCGGCUCCUCAAGCUUCCAAGUGACUUCAGCUAUAAGAAGCACAUCGUGAGGUACGAAGCCAACAUUCAAAAGGGAAGCGAGGCGCUGGUCCACCACAUGGAGCUGUUCCACUGCGAGGCACCGGUUGACGAGGUAUUGCCCUCGUGGAACGGGCCUUGCAACAGCCCCAAGAGGCCUCAGCCACUGGACCGCUGUAAAAGGGUCAUAGCCGCCUGGGCCAUGGGGGCUCCGCCACUGGCGUAUCCUGAGGAGGCCGGCCUUUCCGCCGGUGGGAGCGACUACUCGCCGUACGUCAUGCUCGAGGUUCACUACAACAACCCGGCGUUACACCCUGACUACGUGGACAGUUCGGGCAUCACAAUCUACUACACGGGAGAACUUCGCCCAUACGACGUGGGAAUCUUGGAGAUCGGGCUCGAGUACACAGACAAGAUGGCCAUCCCUCCGCGGCAGCCGGGAUUUCACCUAAACGGAUACUGCAUCUCGGAGUGCACACGUGUGGCUUUGCCCACCGCUGGAAUCACCCUGGUCGCCGCUCAGCUGCACACCCACCUAACCGGAGAACGGAUAAGGGUCCGCCAUGUUCGCGGAGGCGCCGAGCUGCCCGAGAUGGCUCGCGACGACCACUUCAGCACCCACUUCCAGGAGAUAAGGCUUCUCAAGAGGAGGCUACAGCUCAUGCCGGGUGACGCUUUGGUGAUCAACUGCACCUACAACACGCUUGAAAGAACAAAUGUUACACUGGGCGGCUUCGGCAUUCGUGAGGAAAUGUGUGUGUCGUACAUUCAUUACUUUCCCAAGACGGACUUGGAAGUCUGUAAAAGCUCCAUAGAGACCAGCUUCCUCCAGGCAUACUUCAAGUAUAUGAAAAUCUACCAUGAUGCACCCACGAGUGACGAGAAGGGCAUCAGCGACAACUACAAGUCAAUCCCAUGGACUCGCCACAACGUGCUUCUGCUGGACCGACUCUAUGAGACGAUGCCACUCUCGAUGCAGUGCAACAAGUCGUCGGGGGACAGGUUUCCCGGCAACUGGGAAGGAAUGCCGGUGACCGAUUUCCUGUACCCACUGCCGCCACCAACCAGGAACUGCCCAGAGGUUGAAGGGCUGCCACAGCCCGGCCAAGAGUAGGGGGUUGCACACACCUUGUCGCCAGGACCAGUGGCCGCAGCUGCGCAAGUCAACGAAGGAUAUCAGCGAAACCGCUUGUGCCACCGCCACUGUGGGCUUGGCUCACGCUAUGAGCGUCGAUAAACGGUGUCUCACGAAGACAUCUUGCACCUAUAUGUUCGAGCGACAGAAGGGUAGACUGUGGCUCCACACCAUCGCGCAACUCAAGAUGUACAGACGUUCUCGGAACACAGCACACGCAAACAGCGCGACCUGCACGUGUCUAUAACUGUCGGUUCAGUUCGAAUGGCGCCAACCGCCCUUGCUCAUAGGAUGCGUAUUCUGAAAUACCAAGGUUUCCAUCCUAGAAACUAAGUGCGCGUCGCGCACUGCACGAGUAUAUAACUGUCACCCGCAGUCAAGCAGCAUCUGCAGCAACAUAUGCAUUUCAUUCAUUGCAAUAAAAGAAGGUGAAUAUUGUUGCGUGCCUGUCUACGAGGCGUUUUUUUUAAUGUACUUGCUCAUGUUCUACUCAUUAGAAAAAUCAUAACACGGUUAAUAUGUGAUUACAUUCAUUGUAGUGAGCAGACCAGCCGUGAACCGGCGCUAAUAACGCUGCCAAUAGGCUAUAUAUGUGCAUAGUCACCUGCCCCUGUUUUAAAGUCCUUAAAUUCCCAAGGUCUUAUUUUAUAUUUAUAUUUGGCACAAUAUGGGAAGGUAGGUUACGUUAGAGCCGGCUAUCCCAACACCAUGACAGUAAUGUACACAAUAACACACAAAGUUCUGAUUUUUCAAGGAUGAAUCUCAGCUACCACUCCUUCGCUCAAAGGAAGACAUCCUAGAAAACACGAAAUUUGCAGUUGGGAUAUGUGCUGAUUUAUCUAUGGCAUCUGAAUGUUUGAUAAAGAGCUCAUAAUGAAUAAACUUGAAUUUCACGGAA